This is a messenger RNA of Nothoprocta perdicaria, 3275 nucleotides long. RefSeq names its product polypeptide N-acetylgalactosaminyltransferase 6 (gene GALNT6). The record is from RefSeq and is a predicted model, not a curated record. Gene Ontology annotation, cellular component: Golgi apparatus. NCBI's taxonomy places the organism in Eukaryota, Metazoa, Chordata, Aves, Tinamiformes, Tinamidae. Bases 144 to 2018 code for a protein of 624 amino acids. The transcript is spliced from 11 exons.
AGCCCGCGCGUCGCUGAGGCCGGGCGCCGUCGUCGCAGCGGUGGCCGCGGGUGAGGAAGGCAGAGGAGAUGACCGUGACAAGCUGUGACAUCCCACGGCCCUGAGCUGUGUGUUGCCCUGACCUCGGGAGGGCUCCAAAAGUGAUGCCCAACAUGAAGCUGCUGCGGAGACGCUACAGCCCGCUGAAGGUGGCCCUGGUGGGUGUCGUUUUUGUCAUCUGCCUCUUCAUCAUGCAGAAGGACGUCGGGAGCAGAGACUCCAGUGAGGAGCCCUGGCUCAAAAACAUUGUCAACGGGAAGGACCAAGUCAUCGAUCUGAUGAUGGGGGCAGUGAACAACAUUCGAGACUCAAUGCCGAAGCUUCAGAUCCGGGCUCCGGUUCAGCAAGAGGCUCCUUCGCAGAGCACCAAGUCCUGCCUGCCCGGCUACUACACGGCCGCGGAGCUGAGGCCGCUCAUGGAGCGGCCACCCCAGGACCCCAACAGCCCCGGGGCCGACGGCAAAGCCUUCAAGAAGGAGCAGUGGAGCCCGGAGGAGAGCAAGGAGAAGGAGCGCGGCUACGAGAAGCACUGCUUCAACGCCUUCGCCAGCGACCGCAUCUCCCUGCAGCGAGCCCUGGGCCCCGACAGCCGCCCGCCCGAGUGCAUCGACCAGAAGUUCAAGCGCUGCCCUCCGCUGCCCACCACCAGUGUGGUCAUCGUCUUCCACAACGAGGCCUGGUCCACGCUGUUGCGCACAGUCUACAGCGUCCUGCACGCCUCGCCCGCCGUACUGCUCCGCGAGAUCAUCCUCGUGGACGACGCCAGCACCGACGACUACUUGAAGGAUGAGCUGGAUCGCUACGUGAAGCAGCUGCAGAUCGUGAGGGUCGUGCGGCAGAAGGAGAGGAAAGGGCUGAUCACGGCGCGGCUGCUCGGGGCCAGCGUGGCGAGCGGAGAGGUGCUCACCUUCCUGGACGCGCACUGCGAGUGCUUCCACGGCUGGCUGGAGCCCCUGCUGUCCCGCAUCGCGGAGGAGCCCACGGCAGUUGUGAGCCCCGACAUCACCACCAUCGACCUCAACACCUUCGAGUUCUCCAGGCCCGUCCAGUACGGCAAGCAGCACAGCCGGGGCAACUUUGACUGGAGCCUGACAUUUGGCUGGGAAGCCAUCCCACUCCGGGAGAAGCAGCGGAGGAAGGAUGAGACCUUCCCCAUCAAGUCGCCAACCUUCGCCGGUGGGCUCUUCGCAAUUUCCAGGUCCUACUUUGAGUAUAUUGGCUCUUACGACGAUCAGAUGGAGAUCUGGGGAGGAGAGAAUGUGGAAAUGUCCUUCAGGGUCUGGCAGUGUGGCGGCCAACUCGAGAUCAUCCCCUGCUCCGUGGUCGGACACGUCUUCCGCUCCAAGAGCCCCCACACCUUCCCCAAGGGGACGCAGGUGAUUUCCAGGAACCAGGUUCGCUUGGCCGAGGUCUGGAUGGACGACUACAAGGAGAUUUUCUACAGAAGAAACCAGCAGGCSUCGCAGAUGGCCAGAGAGAAAACGUAUGGUGACAUUACAGAACGGCGCAGGCUGAGGGAGCGGCUACACUGCAAGAACUUCACCUGGUACCUAGAAACCAUCUAUCCAGAGAUGUUCAUCCCUGACUUGGCUCCAACAUUUUAUGGAGCAAUAAAAAACGAGGGAACAAAGAGCUGCCUGGAUGUCGGGGAAAACAACCACGGUGGGAAACCGCUCAUCAUGUACCCGUGCCAUGGGAUGGGAGGCAACCAGUAUUUCGAGUACACGACCCAGAGGGACCUACGGCACAACAUCGGCAAGCAGCUCUGCCUGCGCUCUGCCUUCGGGCCCGUGGAGCUGGGCGACUGCCAAUACAAAGGGAAGAACACACGGGUGCCCCCGAACGAGGAGUGGGACCUGACGCAGGACCGUCUGAUUAAAAACACGGCCUCCAACAUGUGCUUGUCAGCGAGGGGGAAGCACCCGCUGAUGGCUCCCUGCAACGCGCUCGAUUCCCAUCAGCAGUGGUUCUUUACCUAGCAGCAGAGGCAGCGAGCCCUGGCGAUCCCAAACUGCACUCAGGAAACCAGAAUCCAAAAUCCAAAACUUUCUCCCUUCUUCAGGGUUUUUUUUUCUUCCUCUUUAAUUUAAAAGAAGCAAAAGCCUUAAAUAUGCUGCAGUUCACAUUUGUCUUGAAUUCAGUCCUGUGCCUUUUGAGGGAUCAAAUGCUGGAAUAUGCAGAGAAGAUUAUUUUGUGGUCUCACUCUUUUUCUGAAGCAAAGCAAGAGGAAAAAAGGGAACAAAAAGGGGGGAAAAAAACUCCCACUUGCAGCCAAGUGUCACAUCUAGAACUCAUCCAAAGCCCAAGUGCCUGGACCUGGCUGUGCCAGAGCAACUCGGGGACAAGUGGCCCUAGUUGCUUGACCUCAUUGCAACCYAGGGAACAGAUUUUGACCAGCAAUUACCUGAGGAGCCUGAAAAGAAGACAGCWGCACUGACUGGAAACAGCCAGCUGCUUGUCCUUCCCUACCAMUACCUGCUUGGCAAACUCCAUAGAAAGCAGCUCUGUGUUUUUUAAAAUCCAGUCGUGCCGCCCCACGAUGUCACUGCUGCCCUGCAUGUGAAACUCGCCCAGGAACCUCCUGCCAGCAGGAUGGGGAGCACGAGCUGUUUGCGCUGCAUACAGAGGGACCGGCUGCAAGCCUGGCCCAGCACAAGCAGUGAAUCAGCGUUUGACUUGGCCCUUGCAUGGGCCAGGCCCAUGAGCAGCCAGUGCCAACGGCAGCGCCGCCACAGCGGGAAAAGGGCCGAAGUCGCCGCGUCCAGGAAGCACCAGGAGGUGCAGGACGACUCCAAGGACAGUGACGAGCCGGGACGCAGCUCAUCCCAGCUGUAGCCCUGCAAGCUCCUCCUUUCCAGGAAGGGAAAGGGGCUAGGGCUGCCCUGAGCCCGGCUGCCUCGGAUUUCAGGCUUGGUUUUGGAGCAGCUUGAUUACUUUUUUAAUCGUUUUUCUUUUGAUGGGGUUCUGUUUGUCCUUGUAUUGAUUUAAAAGACAUUGAGCGCUGCUCAGGGGCCGGUACGAGGGGACCUGCCAGUCCCCAUGACCCAAAUUUGGGCCAUCUGUGAGAGCACCAGAGUCAGCACUCACGUUCUGGCUCUUGCCUUGGCCAGGACUGGCAGCCACCACAGUGUCUUCCAGGGCCUUGAGGAGCCUGACUGUGAAACCUCCUCUCCUUUCUCUCUAUUUGUUUAAACCUGACUACUGUAGUUUACACURUUUUGUUUGCAAGUCUUCCC